Messenger RNA from Neoarius graeffei (lesser salmon catfish), 1491 nucleotides. RefSeq names its product proteasome 26S subunit ubiquitin receptor, non-ATPase 4a (gene psmd4a). Gene Ontology annotation, molecular function: polyubiquitin modification-dependent protein binding. The record is from RefSeq and is a predicted model, not a curated record. Gene Ontology annotation, cellular component: cytosol; proteasome regulatory particle, base subcomplex; nucleus. NCBI's taxonomy places the organism in Eukaryota, Metazoa, Chordata, Actinopteri, Siluriformes, Ariidae. The transcript has 10 exons. Gene Ontology annotation, biological process: proteasome-mediated ubiquitin-dependent protein catabolic process. Bases 44 to 1180 code for a protein of 378 amino acids.
GGGAAGGAACCGAUGAAACUCUUAGCCAAUCAGCUGCGUCGUUAUGAAACACGGCGUUCGGACCAAUCAGCGUUCGCGUUGUUGUGUAGACAACAGCGAGUACAUGAGGAAUGGUGACUUCCUGCCCACCCGACUACAGGCACAGCAGGACGCGGUCAAUAUUGUUUGUCACUCAAAGACACGCAGCAAUCCGGAAAACAAUGUUGGGCUCAUCACGAUGGCCAAUAACUGUGAGGUUCUGACUACUCUCACGCCAGACACCGGGCGCAUCCUGUCCAAACUGCAUGCUGUUCAACCCCGCGGCAAGAUCAGCUUUUGUACUGGCAUCAGAGUCGCCCAUUUGUCAUUGAAGCACAGACAGGGGAAGAACCACAAGAUGAGGAUCAUCGCUUUUGUGGGCAGCCCAGUGGAGGACAAUGAGAAAGAUCUGGUGAAACUGGCAAAGCGUCUGAAGAAAGAGAAGGUCAACGUGGACGUGAUUAAUUUUGGAGAGGAGGAGGUAAACACUGAGAAGCUGACUGCGUUUGUAAACACUCUGAAUGGAAAGGAAGGAACAGGCUCUCACCUGGUUACAGUGCCUCCGGGCCCCAGCUUGGCAGAUGCUCUGCUCUCUUCUCCUAUCCUAGCAGGUGAAGGUGGCACCAUGAUGGGUCUGGGAGCCAGUGACUUUGAGUUUGGGGUGGAUCCCAGCGCUGACCCUGAGCUCGCCUUGGCUCUGCGUGUGUCCAUGGAGGAGCAGAGGCAGCGGCAGGAGGAGGAGGCUCGGAGAGCGGCUGCCCAAUCAGCUGCGGAAGCAGGAAUUACCACUCCGACUGCUGAUGAAUCGGAGGAAGCUCUGCUGAAGAUGUCGGUGUCUAAGCCUGAGACUGGGGUGGCCUCGCUGCCAGACUUCAGCAGCAUGACUGAGGAGGAGCAGAUCGCCUAUGCCAUGCAGAUGUCCCUGGCCGGAGGAGAAUUUUGUGAAUCGAUGGACACGGGCGCUCCGAUGGACACCGCCGAGUCAGCAAAGGAGGAGGAUGACUACGAUGUAAUGCAGGAUCCAGAAUUCCUCCAAAGUGUACUAGAGAAUCUGCCUGGUGUGGACCCCAACAACGAGGUUAUCCGUAAUGCCAUGGGCUCCUUAGCUUCUCAGAGUGGAACCAAGCCAGAUGGCAAAAAGGAUGAGGAGAAGAAGAAAUGAUCGCUGUAAACAAUAUCAUAACCAGAUAGACAAGUCCUUUUGAUGAAAGAAGAAAAAAAAAAUGGGGGGGAGGGAUGUCUCACAACCGAGGCAGUGAGACCGAUGCGUAGUCACAUGUAUGAAUGAAUGAAUGAUGGAUAACAUGACACAUUAUGAAGCAUUGGAUGUGUAUUAAUUUGCUAAAAUAUUCAGUAAACCCAGUAUCUGAAUUUCACACACCUCGCAUAUGAUCUGUUUCUCCUGUCAUUGCUUGCUCUCCCUGUUCAUAGCUAUUUCUUUUGUUUCCAUUAAAACAAGUUUGUUUAAGAAUA